Molecule: messenger RNA, 4598 nt
Organism: Hemicordylus capensis (graceful crag lizard)
Lineage: Eukaryota; Metazoa; Chordata; Lepidosauria; Squamata; Cordylidae
Gene: LGR5
Product: leucine rich repeat containing G protein-coupled receptor 5
Exons: 18
Coding region: 402-3170 (922 amino acids)
Biological process (GO): G protein-coupled receptor signaling pathway
Cellular component (GO): membrane
Molecular function (GO): G protein-coupled receptor activity; protein-hormone receptor activity; protein binding
Source: RefSeq, a predicted model, not a curated record
GGGAGCGCAGCGACAGGCAACGCUUGGGCGACGUCACCGGGCGCGCGCGGUUUAGACUCCAGCUCUUUAAAAACGGCGUGUAAACUGAGAUGCUACUACAGAGCGCAGAGCGCCAGCAGCGGCUUGGGCUACAGCAGCAGCCGCUCGGAAGGCCGCAUAGAGACAGACCCUCGCGAGCAACGCCAGCUGUUGCCUUCACACACACACACCCGCACCCACACGCCACCUCCAAGUGCAGGCUCCUGCAGCAGAGCGACGGCUUCUCCCCAAUUCAGAGCCGACGGCGCUUCUGAGCCCUGCCACCCUGUACAGCCGAGGGGAGGGAAUGACAACAGCUCUCUCCGCUUCUCGAAAAGCAACUCGGCAGUCUUCGUCGCAGGUCCCCGCGCUGCCUUGGCACCAUGGACACCUCCCCUGCUGCUGCUACUGCCGCUGCUACCCGCGCGCUGCUGCUUCUCGGCUUACUAGGGCUGAAUGCGGCGCCUUCGGUUCGUGGCGGCGGCGGCGGCCGCUUGGGGAGCUUGGCCGGGAAGCGCCAGAGGAGUUGCCCAGCCGUCUGUCACUGUGAGCCAGACGGGAUGCUCCAGAGGGUGGACUGCUCGGACCUAGGCCUCACAGGCGUGCCCGCGAACCUCAGUGUCUUCACCUCCUACCUUGAUCUCAGUAUGAACAACAUCUCUAAGCUGCCCUCAAACUCCCUGCACAGUCUCCGCUUCCUGGAAGAGCUACGUCUAGCAGGAAAUGGCUUGACACACAUCCCCAAAGGAGCUUUUGCUGGGCUUUUCAGUCUUAAAGUGCUAAUGCUACAGAACAAUCUGCUGAGACAAGUUCCCACUGAAGCACUCCAGAACCUCCACACUCUCCAGUCCCUGCGUCUGGAUGCUAACCAUAUCAGCUUCGUGCCCCCCAACUGUUUCAGCGGCUUGAUUUCACUCAGACACCUGUGGCUAGAUGACAACUCUAUGACAGAAAUUCCAGUUCAAGCUUUCAGGAGCUUGCCAGCUCUUCAGGCAAUGACGCUCGCACUGAACAAAAUACAUCACAUUCCAGAUUAUGCGUUUGGAAACCUCUCCAGUUUAGUAGUUCUACAUCUCCAUAACAAUAGAAUCUGCUCCCUGGGAACGAAAUGCUUUGAUGGUCUCCACAGCCUAGAGACUUUAGAUCUAAAUUACAACAAUCUGGAUGAAUUCCCCACCUCUGUCAAGGCACUCAGAAACCUAAAAGAACUGGGCUUUCAUAGUAAUAAUAUAAAGUCAAUACCUGAGCAGGCAUUUAUGGGCAAUCCUUCACUUAUAGCAAUACAUUUCUAUGACAAUCCUAUUCAGAUUGUGGGAAGGUCUGCUUUUCAGCACUUACCUGAACUCAGAACUUUGACAUUAAAUGGUGCUUCGCAGAUAACAGAGUUUCCUGAUCUGACCGGGACAAAAAGUCUGGAAAGUCUGACCAUUACAGGAGCCCAGAUCAUAUCUCUUCCAGAAACAAUCUGUGAUCAGCUCCCCAGCCUCCAAGUACUUGACCUCUCCUAUAAUCAGCUGAACAACUUACCUCAUUUUACUGAAUGUGACAAACUUCAGAAAAUCAACUUACACCACAAUGAAAUCUCUGAAAUACGAGCAGACACAUUUCAGCAGCUGGUGGCCCUGCGCUCACUGGAUUUAGCUUGGAAUAAAAUAUCGACCAUUCAUGCCAAUGCAUUCUCCUCUUUACUCUCCCUGAUUAAGUUGGAUCUGUCAUCCAACCUUUUGUCCUCUUUUCCUGUAACUGGCCUAUAUGGUUUAACUCAUCUAAAAUUAACAGGAAAUCAUGCACUACAAAGUUUGAUAUCAUCUGAAAACUUUCCAGAACUCAAGGUGAUAGAAAUGCCUUAUGCUUACCAGUGUUGUGCAUUUGGAGCUUGUGACAGUUACUACAAAAUCCAAAGCCAGUGGAACAAAUAUGAGAACAGCAGUGCUGAUGUAUUUCAAAGGAAAGAUGCUGGUAUUUUCCAUACACAAGAUGACCAUGACUUUGAAGAUUUUCUUCUUGACUUUGAUGAAGAUUUGAAAGCUCAUCAUUCAGUUCAGUGCUCUCCCUCUCCAGGACCCUUCAAGCCAUGCAGCUACCUGUUUGGCAGUUGGCUGAUCAGAUUAGGAGUUUGGACCAUUGUAGUUUUGGCCUUCCUUUGCAAUACAUUGGUGAUUGCAACAAUCUUCAAAUCCCCACUGUUCAUCUCCUCAGUAAAAUUGUUAAUUGGACUAAUAGCGGUUGUGAACACACUCAUGGGUGUGUCUAGCAGUGUGCUUGCCGGUGUGGAUGCAUUAACCUUUGGUGUCUUUGCUCAUUAUGGUGCGUGGUGGGAAGGUGGAGUUGGCUGCCACAUUGUUGGCCUUCUCUCCAUCUUUGCUUCAGAGGCUUCUAUUUUCUUGCUUACCCUGGCAGCUCUUGAACGUGGAUUCCCUGUGAGACAUGCCACAAAGUUUGAGACAAAACCUAACCUUGCUAGUAUGAGAAUAGCUAUUUUCUUUUGCUUUCUGUUGGCUUUAAUCAUUGCAGUGAUUCCAAUAUUUGGUGGGAUCGAGUAUGGGGUUUCUCCCCUCUGCACACCUUUGCCUUUUGGCAAGCCAACUGCUGUGGGUUACAUGGUAGCCCUAGUCCUGUUGAACUCUCUGUGUUUUCUUGUAAUGACAGUAGCCUAUACAAAACUCUACUGCAGCUUGGAUAAGGGAGAACUGGACAAUAUUUGGGACUGUUCUAUGGUAAAGCAUAUAGCUUUUUUGCUUUUUACUAACUGUAUUCUCUAUUGUCCUGUGGCCAUUUUAUCAUUUUCCUCCUUGUUAAACCUUACUUUUAUCAGCUCAGAAGUAAUUAAACCAAUACUCCUUGUGAUUGUACCCCUACCUGCAUGCCUAAACCCACUUCUAUACAUACUUUUCAAUCCUCAUUUCAAGGAAGAUCUGGGAAGUCUUCGAAAGCAAACCUUUGCAUGGAAAGCAUCCAAGCAUGCCAGUCUGGUCUCUGUUAAUUCAGAGGAUGCAGAGAAACAAUCAUGUGAUUCAACACAGGCUUUAGUAACCUUUGCAAGCACCAAAAUAUCAUAUGAUGUUCCUGCCAAUAGUUCACUGGUGCCACCAUCUUAUCAAAUAAAAGAAAACUGUAAUCUUUCAUCAGUAACAUUUGUUCCAUGCCAUUAGCUUCAUCUCACAGGUACCUAUGUUUACAAAGUUGUCAAUCUGAGAUUAAGUGAAUGUGUAGGUAUUUGUUAUACAGAGAGAGAGAAAGAUUUGUCUGUUCUUAUUACACAUCAAAAAUGUUUGUUGGACAAUGAAAAUUGGCAUCCUGAAACUCCAAAUACCAUCUCAACCUGUUUACAAAAAAAAACCUUGAAUCAACUACCAUUUAAAUGAAGGAAACAUCUAAAAAAAAACUCUUGUGUUUCCAGUAUUGGCUCAGGUGAUUGCAAUAGACAUAACUGACUGAGGUGAGAUCCAAAGAAAGAGGGCUUUUUUGAAUUACCAUAGCAAAACUCCCACUAAGCUCAUUUAAACAAAAAACAGGAAACAGAUUAAUAUAUUAGGCAGAGCUAUCUCACCUAAUAAAUGCUGUAGGUGUGUAAGAGUGUGGCUGUCUCAGUUGCACAAAGUAUUUAAACUGGAGCCACCUAAAAUGUGCUUGUCUAAAUGCAGAAGACAGGAAUAAUGUUAUCUGGAUAUACUUAACUUCUUUAAGGAGUACGUGAAGAUAUCCUUUACAAAUGGUCCCUGAUGCGUGCUCAGAUUUAUAUUGGGAAAUCUAUUGACGUUAGUCAAAAAUACUUGGAAGAGCCACUUGGGACGGUGAGCAGAGAGAGACCUGAAUUAUUUUCAGUUUUAUGCUGCAUCAGUUUACUCAGCUGACUUGUGCAUCUUUGGGAAAGAAAAUGAACAAAUGCAGAAACUAUGCCCAAAAGAGCCGUCUGCUUGAUUAUCAUAUUCCUUUAAUUUGUCGGCUUUUGAAGCAAUGCAGCAUGAAGCUGGAGAAUGAUUCCUAAAACCACUUUGGAUUAAAUAAGAGAUCAUCUGACCAUUGCACAAUAGUUCUUACCAUGUUUAUUUAGCUUUAUUUUUAUUGUGGUUCUGUUAGGGAGUGCUGCUUAAUGUCAGUGAAAUUGUCCCUCAUAUACUGUACUAUACUAACUUUUGUACACAACUUUGAGAAGUAAAAGAAUAAGUCCGAAGACUGGCUCAAGGUAGAUUCUUUUAUACAAAUAUUUUUAAAGAUUAGAUAAACUCCAAAAUAAGAGGCUACUAUGCAUAUUAUUUUUAUAAGCAUGUUCAAACACUUUGAUUCAGAUAUUUUAACUUGGAAAUUUCAGAGAAGCUUUUUUAUAUAAAAUACAAUUUGUAAAUAUAGAGCUGUAUUUAUUAUUACAGUAAAAUCAUACUAAAAGAUGAAAAUAUGCCAUGUACAGUUUCAUACUGAUAUCUGCUAUAUUUCUAUUUUCUUCUCAUAUAUUUGACUAAAUUCACUAUCUGUAUAUAAUAUAUGUAAAUGUGUAGUGAUUGUAAAUAGAUGAUGUGCUUCCUUUUCUACUGGUGUUCAUAUAUUUGGAAUUUGUAAUAAAAUCUGCACCUAAGCAGUAA